UCAUUAGCUAUCGCUCCGUUGCCAAAAGCGCUCCCUUAUUCUCUUUCUAGCUUAUUUGAUAAACCAUUUUUCUCUCCUUCCAGAUGUUCUCUCAAUCCCAAUCCCAUUUCCUUUCAUUCCCCUCCAAACCCCUCUCUUUCUCUCCCUCCUCUCCCAACAAAACUCCCUUCCUCUCACGCCCCGCCUUCAAAAUCCCCACUAUUUCUCUCCGAUCUAAACCCAUGAUUCCCCACUCCAAACUCUCUUCUCACACCGACCCUUCGUUGUUAAACGACACCCAUCUCGACCGUUUCGUCGAGGUCGGAAACAAGCUAGCCGAUGCCGCCGGUGAAGUCAUUCGCAGCUUUUUUAGGAAGAAAUUCGACAUUAUUGAUAAAGAAGAUUUGAGUCCAGUGACCAUUGCCGAUCAAGCUGCUGAGGAAUCUAUGAUUUCCAUUAUAAUGGAGAGCCUUCCCUCUCAUGCAAUUUAUGGGGAGGAGAAAGGGUGGAGAUGUAAAGAGGAAUCUGCAGAUUAUGUUUGGGUUUUAGACCCAAUAGAUGGCACAAAAAGUUUCAUUACUGGAAAACCGGUGUUCGGUACUCUCAUUGCUUUGCUGAAGAACGGUAAACCAAUUCUUGGUAUAAUUGAUCAGCCUGUCCUUGGAGAAAGAUGGAUUGGAAUAAGUGGAAGGGCAACUACAUUGAAUGGACAGGAGGUGGCUACACGAACUUGUACAGAACUGUCACGAGCGUAUUUGUAUACCACAAGUCCCCAUCUGUUCAGUGGAGAUGCUAACGAGGCAUUUGCCCGUGUUAGAGACAAGGUGAAAGUGCCACUAUAUGGCUGUGACUGCUACGCCUAUGCCCUCUUGGCUUCCGGUUAUGUGGAUCUUGUCGUCGAGUCUGGUCUCCGGCCCUACGAUUUCCUCGCACUUAUACCUGUUAUAGAGGGUGCUGGGGGUGUUAUAAGUGACUGGAAAGGAAAUCAGCUCCAUUGGGAAGCUUCUGCAAGUUCGCAAGCUACAAGCUUUAAUGUAGUGGCAGCCGGAGACGAAAAGAUUCACCGACAAGCUUUAGAUGCCCUGCAAUGGCAGUGAGACUUUGGCUAUAUCUUUAACCUCAAGAAAUCAACUAUGAAACACAAUCAGGUGGGACUGCAUUUAGCAUGCUUCCUAUGUUGUAUACGCAUGUGAUGAUUCCUUAAUGAUGAAUAAUAGAGGUAAUAAGGAUGUCAGAAUCGAUCGAGACUGUUAAAAAACGUCGAAAUUUUAAUCGAAUGAAAUUUUGUUUAUUUGGUAUCGA
Molecule: messenger RNA, 1281 nt
Organism: Hibiscus syriacus
Lineage: Eukaryota; Viridiplantae; Streptophyta; Magnoliopsida; Malvales; Malvaceae
Product: bifunctional phosphatase IMPL2, chloroplastic-like
Exons: 9
Coding region: 84-1076 (330 amino acids)
Biological process (GO): L-histidine biosynthetic process
Molecular function (GO): histidinol-phosphatase activity
Source: RefSeq, a predicted model, not a curated record